CUCCCUGCGACUGGCGUGGACGAGACCGACAAUCUCCCCAUCGGUCCCAUGGGCUCUACCGUAAGGGGCGUGACUUCGCCACUCGGCCGCUGCCAACAGAGCCCAUCCCGCCACCUCAAAAACCUCUUCUGCAUUGGUAGCUCCAAGCCCCCCAGCCCCCAGGAAGAUGGGAAGAUUAACCAUCCACUGAUGGUUAAACCCACCAAGUGUGUGAAGAUGAAUCGCACGGUCGGGAUCUUUCUGCUGAUCAGCUGCACUCUGGCUGGACUGGGUUCAGCUAUUCGCUGCUACAGCUGUAAGGACUACACAGCCAGCUGCUCUAAACAACGAGACUGUAGCUAUGACGACGCCUGUCUCACCCUCACCGAGAGAGGGGGUCAGACGUACCGGCAAUGUCUCAAGUACUCAGACUGUGAAUACAGUCGGCUGGGACAGAUGUUCCCUCAGGUUUCCAGUUUCACCUUCAAGUGCUGCAACUCUGAUUUGUGCAACUCCGCCCCCUCCUCUUCAGCGAGCUCUCUGAUUGGUUUAUUGGCCUCUCUGGCUGUGAUCUGGUGGUGUAUGCACUGAGAGAUUAAACGACACAAACAAAUACCAGUACAGACACACAUUCACACAAACACACAUCCACACACAUUUACACAAACACACACCAGUAUGAAACCAUUCAAAUGCACAGCUAACCAAUAGAAAUACAGCAAUAUCACACCUAGGGCAGGCUAAGGGCUAGGGUUAGC
Molecule: messenger RNA, 737 nt
Organism: Gadus morhua (Atlantic cod)
Lineage: Eukaryota; Metazoa; Chordata; Actinopteri; Gadiformes; Gadidae
Product: CD59 glycoprotein
Exons: 6
Coding region: 49-570 (173 amino acids)
Source: RefSeq, a predicted model, not a curated record